AUGAGUAUCAAUGAACGGGGCGAUUCUGAAAAGAGGCAGAUGAAAAUCGAGCCCGCCCUGCCCCGGCUGGGCUGGGAACAGUUCACAGGGCUCUGCCGAGUGGGCGAGCGAGGCGCGCGAGCAGGGCGCCCGUCCCCCCUCAGCCCCGGAAAAUGAUCAAGUCAAUCAUGUGGACAUGUUUCAUUAUUCAUUGAACACAAUCUUUUACAACGCUCCGUUUACGUGCCCGAGUUUGCUCCCGACGCCCGCGUUUCAAUGUUUAAGUUCCGGCCCACCACGGCUUUAAGAAUACCCUUCAGCCAGGAGGGAGCUCCGUUGCUUUAAGACUUGCCUGGGAACCGGGACGCCCCUCUGGCGAUCUGUCAGUGCCUGGAUCAGCUACAUCCUUUCUGGGGUAUUUUGUUACCAGACUGACAGUCCUUAAGACAAGUAUGCAGUUAAGCUGCUAAGGGAUGGAAGAAGCCAGUCUGUGCCUUGGAGUGUCCUCGGCGGCCCCGGAAGCUGAGCCCCACCUGAGCGGCCCUGUCCUCAACGGCCAGUAUGCCAUGAGUCAGAAGUUGCACCAGAUCACCUCCCAGCUCAGCCAUGCCUUCCCCGAGCUGCAUCCCCGGCCCAACCCGGAAGAGAAGACCCCCGCGCCCCUCGACGAGAAGGCGCACGUGCCCCUGAGCGGCCAGCCCAUGGGCAGUCAGAUGGCGCUCCUGGCCAACCAGCUGGGCCGGGACGUCGACACCAGCCUCAACGGGCGGGUGGACCUGCAGCAGUUCCUCAACGGGCAGAACCUGGGCAUCAUGUCCCAGAUGAGCGACAUCGAGGACGACGCCCGCAAAAACCGCAAGUACCCGUGCCCGCUGUGCGGCAAGCGUUUCCGCUUCAACAGCAUCCUCUCCCUGCACAUGCGCACUCACACCGGCGAGAAGCCCUUCAAGUGUCCCUACUGCGACCACCGGGCGGCGCAGAAGGGCAACCUCAAGAUCCACCUGAGGACCCACAAGCUGGGCAACCUGGGGAAGGGGCGCGGGCGGGUGCGCGAGGAGAACCGCCUGCUGCACGAGCUGGAGGAGCGGGCCAUCCUGCGGGACAAGCAGAUGAAGAGCAGCCUGCUGCAGCCGCGGCCGGACCUGAAGCCGCUGCCGCACGCGCAGCCCGCCCCGCUGGCCACCUGCAACCUGGCCCUGCCCGCCAACCACAGCGUGCCCGACGCGGCCAACCCGGUGCCCUCACCCAAGCCGGCCAGCGUGCAGGAGGACCCCGUGGUCCCGGCCGCCGGCUUCCGCUGCACCUUCUGCAAGGGCAAGUUCAAGAAGCGCGAGGAGCUGGACCGCCACAUCCGCAUCCUGCACAAGCCCUACAAGUGCACGCUGUGCGACUUCGCCGCCUCGCAGGAGGAGGAGCUCAUCAGCCACGUGGAGAAGGCCCACAUCACCGCCGAGUCGGCGCAGGGCCAGGGCCCCAACGGCGGCGGGGAGCAGGCGGCCAACGAGUUCCGCUGCGAGGUGUGCGGCCAGGUGUUCAGCCAGGCCUGGUUCCUCAAGGGCCACAUGCGGAAGCACAAAGACUCCUUCGAGCACUGCUGUCAGAUCUGCGGCCGCCGCUUCAAAGAGCCCUGGUUCCUCAAGAACCACAUGAAGGUCCACCUCAACAAGCUGUCUGUGAAGAGCAAGUCCCCCAGCGACCCGGAGGUGCCCGUGCCCAUGGGUGGCAUGUCCCAGGAGGCCCACGCCAACCUGUACUCCAGGUACCUGUCCUGCCUUCAGAGUGGCUUCAUGGCCCCGGACAAGGCCAGCCUGAGCGAGCCGGGCCAGCUCUAUGGCAAAGGGGAGCUGCCCAUGAAGGAGCGGGAGGUCCUGGGCAAGCUGCUGUCGCCCAUCUCUGGCAUGGCCCACGGGGUCCCCGAGGGCGACAAGCACUCCCUCCUGGGGUGCCUCAACCUUGUGCCACCACUCAAGUCCAGCUGCAUCGAGCGGCUGCAGGCGGCUGCCAAAGCGGCCGAGAUGGACCCGGUGAACAGCUACCAGGCUUGGCAGCUCAUGGCCAGGGGCAUGGCCAUGGAACAUGGUUUCUUGUCUAAAGAUCAUCAGCUACAACGCAACCACGAAGACACUUUGGCAAACGCCGGAGUGAUGUUCGAUAAGGAGAAGCGGGAGUACGUGUUAGUGGGAGCAGAUGGCUCCAAGCAGAAAAUGCCUGCUGAUUUGGUUCACAGCACUAAAGUGGGCAAUCAGAGAGACCUGCCAAAUAAGCUCGACCCUCUAGAAGGCAGUCGGGAUUUUUUGUCGCACGGGCUGAACCAGGCACUCGACUAUAACCUGCAGGGGCCCGGGAGCAUGAAGGAGAAGCCCACGGAGUGCCCCGACUGCGGCCGGGUGUUCCGCACCUACCAUCAGGUGGUCGUGCACUCCCGCGUCCACAAGCGGGACCGCAAGGGCGACGAGGACGGGCUGCACGUGGGUCUGGACGAGCGGCGCGGCUCAGGCAGUGACCAGGAGUCCCAGUCCGUGAGCCGCUCCACCACGCCGGGCUCCUCCAACGUCACCGAGGAGAGCGGGGCCGGCGGCGGGCUCUCCCAGACGGGGAGUGCCCAGGAGGACAGCCCGCACCCCUCCUCGCCGUCCUCUUCAGACAUCGGCGAGGAGGCUGGGAGAGCCGCCGGGGUCCAGCAGCCCGCGCUGCUUCGAGACAGGAGCCUGGGCUCGGCCAUGAAGGACUGCCCAUACUGUGGGAAGACCUUCCGGACAUCCCAUCACCUAAAGGUGCACCUGAGGAUACACACAGUGUGUGUCCACACCAUAACCAGCGGGAGGAAAGGAAGUGACUUGUACCCACAAGGUGUGUUGACGCAGCCUCCCGGCGAUGUAAAAGGUGAGAAACCUUACAAAUGUCCCCACUGUGACUAUGCGGGCACCCAGUCAGCGUCCCUAAAAUACCACUUAGAGCGGCACCACCGGGAGCGGCAGAACGGAGCCGGGCCCCUGUCUGGACAGCCCCCAAACCAAGACCACAGGGACGAGCUGUCCAACAAAGCCGCUUUGUUUAUCAGGCCAGACAUCCUGAGGGGGGCCUUCAAGGGUCUCCCUGGAAUCGACUUCAGAGGUGGCCCUGCUUCCCAGCAGUGGACAGCAGGAGUGCUCUCGUCCACAGAUCACUCGGGGCAGGCCGCCGGCAUGACUUCCGAGGCCCCUUCGGACACGCUGAAAGGCACCGACCUUCCUUCCAAAAGCGCCCACUUCUCCGAAAUCGGAAGAGCUUACCAGAGUAUUGUGAGCAACGGUGUGAAUUUCCAGGGGUCCUUGCAAGCUUUCAUGGACAGCUUUGUCCUAAGCUCCUUGAAAAAGGAAAAGGACAUGAAGGACAAAGGCCCGUCUGACCCUCCGUCCAUGAAGGUGCACGGGCCGGAUGGCGGGGAGGACAAAGCCGGCACGAAGGCGGUCCCCAGGAAGUCAGAGAAAUCCCAGUACGAGCCUCUGGACUUGUCGGUGCGGCCGGACGCCGCGUCGCUGCCGGGCUCGUCGGUGACCGUGCAAGACAGCAUCGCGUGGCACGGCUGCUUGUUCUGCGCGUUCACGACCUCAUCUAUGGAGCUCAUGGCCCUUCACCUGCAGGCCAACCACCUGGGCAAGGCAAAGCGCAAAGACAGCGCCGUCGGGGUGACAGUCAACUGCAAAGACCAGGCCCGGGAUGCGGGCAAGGUGGCCCUCCUGCCCUCGGCACAGUCGAACAAAGAGAUGGCACUCUCCGGCCUGAUCGGGCCUCUAGAGGCUGCUUCAGAGAAGGCGGCCCCGGGGCCGGGCAAGGAGACUCUGGGGGAGCCCAAGAGCAGCACGUGGCCUGGCCUGGUGGACCCUGCAUUUUGCAACUUCCCGUCAGACUUCUACAAGCAGUUUGGCGUCUACCCGGGCCUGGUGGGCUCGGGCACCUCCGGCUCCUGCCCGGCCCAGGAGCCCGACGGGAAGGCCCACACGGAGGACGACGCCCCGAUCCUGAUCCCCGAGACUGCCAGCAAGAACGCUACCGACGACCUCUCCGACAUUGCCUCCUCGGAGGACAUGGACUCCUCCAAGGGAGAGAACAACGACGAAGACGAUCUGGAAACGGAGCCGGAGAUGAUGAGCAAAUCCCAGUCCGCCCUCGGCAAGGACGGUGGCGGCGGCGGUGGCGACGGCGGCGACAGCCUGCUGCCCGCGGGCGCCCCUCAGCCGGUCCAGGGACUGGUCUCGCCGGUGCCCCCGGCGCCCGAGAAGCAGUGGCACGGCUCGGGCCUGCUUCCAGCCCAGGACCCCUCGGCGGGCCUGCCCAAGCCGGAGCGGGGCCCCCCGGGCCUGGAGAAGCCGAUGAACAUGCUGUCGGUCCUCAGGGCCUACAGUUCUGAUGGCUUAGCAGCCUUUAACGGACUUGCGAGUAGCACAGCAAAUUCUGGAUGUAUCAAGAGGCCAGACUUGUGUGGUAAGUGACACCCCCUGUUCUAGUCGGUCUAGCUGGACUUGCCCUUGUCUGUUCGUGCUCCUCGGUGGCUCUCUGCAGCUUGUUAAUCGUGUAAAGUCAAGAGAAGAAUGUAUACACAUAUGUGCGUUGAAUAACUAAUGACUAUUGGCAAAGGUACGCCAAUGCACACCACACCGACCUACAGUAUAUCUAGGAGAGAAUCAGGAAGGCUAAAAAUACUGCCCCAUAUGUUCCUUUAUUAGUCAUGGAUCGGGAAGGCUUAGUAACUUGAAUGAGCGAGGAAAUUCCCUCAAAGUCCCGAAUCCUGAGUGACAGAUGCUGGUGCACUGGAGGUGCCUUCACCUGUGAAAAAUCUGGCGGGGCAGGGUGGGGUCCGCUACACCAGCUCGCCAAGCUUCUCGAGGCGGGUCCCGUCGGCAUUACCGCUUGUGUCCGAAUUGACUUGCGUUUUGUAACACUUUAGAAGAAUACAGAGACGUGCGGUCGUUAUCUUUCUCCAUAGUAUUUAAGCAGUCCUAUUGCUAGUUUAAUAUGUGUCAGGCCUUCCUAUUAACCGGGAACGGAGGACAGUAACAUUCCAGUGAACGGCGACUGGGCACGCACAACUUCAGACGUGGAGAUGGAAAGCAAAACAUGCGGAGCCUGGUGCUGGGUUAUCGUGUGCUUUGGACUAGAGUAUUGUGGAAGUAAUGAGAAGAUUAUAUUAAGGCGUUCCUGGUAAUGAAGGCAUGUAAGUUCUAAUAAUUGUAGCUUUCUGAAUACGUGUCGAACUCUAUCUAUAAGUGUGCUGUAUGCUGAGUUACAAGUUAGGUCAUUUAUGAAUGGAAUGUAAAACAAUACUAAAAAUGCUUCAAUAACUUAUCUUGGUAUUGCUAAUAAAAAUAAAGCUGUGAAACAUUA
Molecule: messenger RNA, 5343 nt
Organism: Mustela erminea (ermine)
Lineage: Eukaryota; Metazoa; Chordata; Mammalia; Carnivora; Mustelidae
Gene: ZNF536
Product: zinc finger protein 536
Exons: 8
Coding region: 453-4451 (1332 amino acids)
Biological process (GO): regulation of DNA-templated transcription
Cellular component (GO): nucleus
Molecular function (GO): DNA-binding transcription factor activity, RNA polymerase II-specific; RNA polymerase II cis-regulatory region sequence-specific DNA binding
Source: RefSeq, a predicted model, not a curated record